Pyrus x bretschneideri (Chinese white pear) is the source of this 1643-nucleotide messenger RNA. Its product is annotated as transcription termination factor MTERF15, mitochondrial-like. The record is from RefSeq and is a predicted model, not a curated record. Gene Ontology annotation, cellular component: chloroplast. The transcript is spliced from 2 exons. Gene Ontology annotation, biological process: regulation of DNA-templated transcription; chloroplast organization. The coding region runs from base 100 to 1302 and encodes 400 amino acids. Gene Ontology annotation, molecular function: double-stranded DNA binding. NCBI's taxonomy places the organism in Eukaryota, Viridiplantae, Streptophyta, Magnoliopsida, Rosales, Rosaceae.
UAAAACCAAAAUCCCAGUGAGCGGAAGACCUGGUAGGGUUUUUUGGGGGCCGUUGCCAGUUUCAAAUUUGAAAUUGAUCAUCUAUUAUUAACUGAAACGAUGGUAUUGCUUUCCAAAUUGAAAGUCGUUACUCUCAGAUUUUGUUAUUCUCCAUCUUCCUGCAUAGUUGCUUCCACAUUUAAACGAUUUGUCGUUGGAGAUGUAAAACCCUUACAUUUUCCUCUUCAAAAUCUGCUACUCUGCAGACACUUCACCUCAGAAAUCUCAGAAACCCACCACGAUUUCACAGUCAAUUACCUCAUAAACUCAUGUGGGCUGUCCCCGGAAGGUGCGAUUUCAGCGUCUAAGUGGGUCAAGUUGCGAUCCCCCAAAAGAGCAGACUCCGUUUUGUCCUUUCUCAGAAACCAUGGAUUAUCUGAGACCCAGAUCUCCAGGAUCGUCAGGAAUCACUCUCCAGUUCUUAACUCCAAUACGGAGAAAACCCUUUUGCCAAAGCUUGAGUUUUUCGCUUCUCUAGGAGUUUCAAGGGGGGACCUUGCAAAAACUCUGGCAUAUGGACCGAAGCUUUUGUCUACGAGCUUGGAGAAACGGAUUGCACCCACUUAUGAUUUCCUUAGGAGUCUGCUUUCUCAGAAAAAUGUCGUUUCCGUUUUAAAGCGCGGCUCCUGGAUUUUCGUUGAGGGCCACUCCAAGAAGGUAGUGCCAAAUAUUGAGGUUUUGAAAAAAUCAGGUAUGCCCCAAUCCUGCAUUUCCCUGUUGCUUACUUAUCAUCCCAGCACUUUAAAGCUAAAGCCUAAAGAUCUUGGUCAACUUGUGGAUGAGCUUAGUGAAAUGGGUUUUGAUCUGCAAAAAUCAACUUCGGUGUUAGCAAUGAACGCAUUGUGUGUUAGGAAGAGGUCUGUAUGGAAUCGAAGUUGCAAAAUUUAUAAGAGGUGGGGGUGGUCUGAGGAUGAUGUUCUCGCUGCCUUCAGGAGUCAGCCUAAUUGUAUGAUUGUCUCGGAGAAGAAAUUAAUACGAGCACUGGAAUUUUUAGUGAACGAGAUGGGGUGGUCUUCAAAAAUGAUUGCAAAAAGCCCGCUGGUCCUCUGUUUAAGUUUGGAGAAGAGAUUGGUUCCAAGGUGUUCAGUUGUUAAAGUUUUAUUGUUGAAAGGAUUGAUAAAGGGGAUUGAAAAUGUGAGUUUGUAUUCUUUGUUGGUGCCUGCGGAGAAGUAUUUCUUGGAGAGGUUUGUGGCCAGAAAUAUAAAUGAAGUACCUCAGUUAUUGAGUGUGUAUCAAGGAAGAGUUGAAGUCCAGGAUGUAUGAUGGUGGUAGGUCAAAAGAGUUGAAGUCCAGGAUAUCUGAUGGUGGUAGUAUCGUAGAUGCAGCGCUGUUCAUUUCCAUUGGUAGGAGCUAACUUUUGGCUCAGCAUUAGCUAGUGAGGGCCGGGAUGGAGGAUCAUAUCUAGUGCAGUAUCGGAUCCGAAGCUGAGCAAACUGUGCGAAAACUACUGCUUUGUUUUUCAGUUUAAUGUGAAGUCUAAGGAAGAGAAAUCCUAAGCAGAAAGCCGGGGAAGUAAGGUUAUGAAAGGUAGUUUGUUUGCUCGACCGAAAAAGAAAGAUUGAAACAGCCAAGAACAACGAAAACCUUUCAAGCAGCAAGUUCUA